CCACAGUCGGCUUGGGCCGCAAUGGAACCAGUUGCAGUGUUGUGCUCUGAGUGAAUGAAGUCAGCUGAUCGUUUGCCUUCAUAUCGCCACUCUUAUCUUCCCUAGGAAGAGGACCACGACGCUGGACCGUUUCAUUUCUUAAGAUCUAACCUAUCAGAAUGGACCUGUCCAAGCUGCCCAAGAUCCGAGAUGAGGAGAAGGAGAGUGCGUUUGGAUACGUCCAUGGAGUCUCUGGCCCAGUGGUGACGGCCACGGCGAUGGCGGGUGCGGCCAUGUACGAGCUGGUGAGGGUGGGCCACCGUGAGCUGGUGGGAGAGAUCAUCCGGCUGGAGGGAGACAUGGCCACCAUCCAGGUCUAUGAGGAGACCUCGGGCGUGUCUGUUGGCGACCCAGUGCUGCGGACCGGGAAGCCUCUGUCUGUGGAGCUGGGCCCGGGCAUCAUGGGCUCCAUAUUUGACGGUAUCCAGCGCCCCCUAAAGGACAUCAACGACCUCACACAGAGCAUCUACAUCCCCCGCGGAGUCAACAUAGGUGCCCUCAACCGAGACCUCAAGUGGGAAUUCUCUCCUGUCAAGAGCUUGCGGGUGGGGAGUCACAUCACCGGGGGUGACAUCUACGGGACGGUGUUCGAGAACUCCCUCAUCAAGCACAAGAUAAUGCUGCCCCCAAGGAACAGAGGGACCGUCACCUAUGUGGCUCCUCCCGGAAACUACGACGUCUCGGAUGUGGUGCUGGAGCUGGAGUUUGAGGGGCUGAAGGAGAAGUUCACCAUGGUCCAGGUCUGGCCUGUGCGACAGAUUCGCCCGGUCACAGAGAAGCUACCUGCCAACCACCCCCUGCUGACCGGACAGCGAGUGCUGGACGCCCUCUUCCCGUGUGUCCAGGGAGGAACCACGGCCAUACCUGGGGCCUUUGGCUGUGGUAAAACCGUCAUCUCCCAGUCCCUGUCCAAAUACUCCAACAGUGAUGUCAUUGUCUAUGUAGGCUGUGGGGAGCGUGGUAAUGAGAUGUCCGAAGUUCUGCGAGAUUUCCCAGAGCUGACAAUGGAGGUAGACGGGAAGACUGAGAGCAUCAUGAAGAGAACAGCUUUGGUGGCCAACACCUCCAACAUGCCUGUGGCGGCCAGAGAGGCUUCCAUCUAUACGGGUAUCACGCUGUCUGAGUACUUCCGGGACAUGGGCUACAACGUAAGCAUGAUGGCCGACUCCACCUCCCGAUGGGCCGAGGCUCUCAGGGAGAUCUCAGGGCGACUGGCGGAGAUGCCCGCGGACAGUGGUUACCCUGCCUACCUGGGAGCACGCUUGGCGUCUUUCUAUGAGCGAGCCGGCAGAGUUAAGUGCCUGGGCAACCCGGAGAGAGAGGGCAGCGUCAGCAUUGUUGGGGCUGUGUCUCCCCCUGGUGGUGACUUCUCUGAUCCCGUGACGUCAGCCACUCUGGGUAUCGUUCAGGUGUUCUGGGGCCUGGAUAAAAAGCUGGCCCAGAGGAAACACUUCCCGUCGGUCAACUGGCUGAUCAGCUACAGUAAAUACACACGGGCACUGGAUGAGUACUACGACAAGCACUUCCCGGAGUUUGUCCCACUGCGCACCAAGGCCAAGGAGAUCCUGCAGGAGGAGGAGGACCUGGCGGAGAUCGUACAGCUUGUCGGCAAGGCAUCGCUGGCUGAAACGGAUAAGAUCACACUGGAGGUGGCCAAGCUCCUGAAGGACGACUUCCUUCAACAGAACGGUUACACCCCAUACGACAGGUUUUGUCCCUUCUAUAAGACGGUGGGCAUCCUGUCCAACCUCAUAGCGUUCUAUGAUAUGGCGCGGCACGCGGUGGAGACCACGGCCCAAAGCGACAACAAGAUAACCUGGUCCAUGAUCAGAGAACACCUGGGGGAGAUCCUCUACCGACUCAGCUCCAUGAAGUUCAAGGACCCAGUGAAGGAGGGGGAGGCCAAGAUUAAGCAUGACUACGCCCAGCUACUGGAGGACAUGCAGAACUCAUUCCGCAGCCUGGAGGACUGAGCCUUCAUCUCUGACCUUCUCACCUCUGACCCCAGGGGCAGUGCCGCUCUAUGUGACCCUGGCCCAAUCCCAAAUCGACCCUUUGACCCCCACUACGACCCAUUCACCCAUGGAGAUCUGACAGACUUCGACAGGUGAAAUCCCCCUGGUUACAGCUCCACUCUGCUCCAAAAUGCCCUGUGGUCUGGUGGACGUCUGACAGUAUUCUUUAUGUCUCUCGGUCCUCUAUUCCUGGGGUUCUGGGUCUGAUGGUCCACUUGGGUUUGGGUCGUCCCGCACUCUGCAGCCUCACAUUCCACUACCUUGUGUUUACAUCCAACCUUCUGCCAUCAGUUCACCCAGUGUGUCUGUGUGUGUGUCUGUGUGUGUGUCUGUGUGUGUGUCUGUGUGUGUGUCUGUGUGUGUGUCUGUGUGUGUCUGUGUGUGUCUGUGUGUGUGUGUGUGUGUGUGGAAAAAAGCUAACUAAAUGUACUGUAUUCUGGUAUUAUGUUGCUUCACUCUAAAUAUCUAGUGUCUUUGCCAUGAGCAAGGUCAAAGAUUUGCAUCAUUGUGUGUCUGUGUGUGUCUGUGUGUGUCUGUGUGUGUCUGUGUGUGUCUGUGUAUGUGUGUGUGUUUCAUUUCUCACUGUUCACCCUAGCACUGCCCAUCCCUCCUCUCCCCUGUUUGUUUUGGACAUGGCCUCCGGCCCUAGUUGUGUACUUGAAGACUUCAGUUGAUGUAAUUAUCGUUAAUUAUCCCUCUAUCUGUACAGAUGAUUGAUGAAGAUUAAGAUGAAAUAUUUAAUGAGGAGGGUGACUAUAUUUAUUUUAAGUGCACGACCUGGACAGAUCCUUGGCUCUGUGUCUGUCGUCUUUCUAUUGACCUGGACAGAUCCUGGGCUCUGUGUCUGUCGUCUUUCUAAUGACCUGGACAGAUCCUGGGCUCUGUGUCUGUCGUCUUUCUAAUGACCUGUACAGAUCCUUGGCUCUGUGUCUGUCGUCUUUCUAUUGACCUGGACAGAUCCUGGGCUCUGUGUCUGUCGUCUUUCUAAUGACCUGGACAGAUCCUGGGCUCUGUGUCUGUCGUCUUUCUAAUGACCUGUACAGAUCCUUGGCUCUGUGUCUGUCGUCUUUCUAUUGACCUGGACAGAUCCUGGGCUCUGUGUCUGUCGUCUUUCUAAUGACCUGGACAGAUCCUGGGCUCUGUGUCUGUCGUCUUUCUAAUGACAUGGACAGAUCCUGGGCUCUGUGUCUGUCGUCUUUCUAAUGAUUGUGAUCUAUGACGUGAGUCUUGUGUGGCCUACUUGCCGUAUGUGUGUAAGAGACGGCCCUGUUUCCCUGUGGCACCGCUCGCUCAUGUGACAAAGUGUUUGAAGUCCCCAAUAAUAAAAGAGGAAGACAAAAGAAAAUG
This is a messenger RNA of Esox lucius (northern pike), 3401 nucleotides long. RefSeq names its product ATPase H+ transporting V1 subunit Ab (gene atp6v1ab). The record is from RefSeq and is a predicted model, not a curated record. The coding region runs from base 159 to 2012 and encodes 617 amino acids. Gene Ontology annotation, cellular component: proton-transporting V-type ATPase, V1 domain; lysosomal membrane. Gene Ontology annotation, molecular function: ATP binding; proton-transporting ATPase activity, rotational mechanism; ATP hydrolysis activity. Lineage: Eukaryota; Metazoa; Chordata; Actinopteri; Esociformes; Esocidae. The transcript has 15 exons. Gene Ontology annotation, biological process: ATP metabolic process; proton transmembrane transport.